Molecule: messenger RNA, 1913 nt
Organism: Ananas comosus (pineapple)
Lineage: Eukaryota; Viridiplantae; Streptophyta; Magnoliopsida; Poales; Bromeliaceae
Exons: 17
Coding region: 203-1783 (526 amino acids)
Biological process (GO): proteasome assembly
Cellular component (GO): cytosol
Source: RefSeq, a predicted model, not a curated record
CUUGUCCGCACUCCGCAACAGGACUUCUCCCAGCAGUCCAGCACUGAUCGCCACGUCGCGAACGCACUCUUCAGUCUUCCCUCCUCAACACAAUAAAAUAAUAUAUAUAAAAUAAAACGAGCUGUCGCCGCGAGGCACCCCCUACUCACCUCUGCAGACAGACUGCCCUUCCCAUUUCUCACUCUUCACGGCCGUCGGCAAAAUGGAUGAUGCGCCGGUGCCGGUGGCGGAGCCGACUCUGAUGCUCGAAGCCGCUUCCGAAUUCGCUUCUUACCCCGGGUCUUAUAAUGAUGCUUCCGUGAAGGAGUUCCUCGACCGCUUCCCCCUUCCCAUGCUCUUCAGGUCAUUGCAAAAUGAGGAAGAAAUACCUGGGUUGGAGGAAACAAUAGUUUCCUGUCUAGAUAAAAUAUUUAGCACGAAGUAUGGUGCAUCUUUUCUCCCAAACUGUGUGCCCUUUAUACAAGCUGGACUGCAGGCAAACUCUCAGACUAUCAGAUGCCUUGCUUGUAAAGCUGUGUCCAACCUUCUAGAGAAUGCUGAAGAUAUGGAAGCUGCAGUGCAGACAAUUGAAGAACAUAAACUAUAUCCACUACUCAUAAACUGCUUAGUUGAUGGGAACGAACAAACUUCAACAGCUUCACUGGAUGCUAUAAAGAAAAUCGCUCAUUCUCCUGAAGGACUUAGUGUUAUCUUUCCUACUCAUGGCGAAGGAUCUAAUCAGCUAAAAAACUUGGCAGCUAACUCAUCUUCUCUGGGCCGGAUUCGAAUUUUGUCUAUUAUAGUGAAGCUCUUCUCAAUUUCUUGUUCUGUUGCAACGGCAGUUAAUGAUUCCAACCUGCUUAACUUAUUUGAGGUUGAAAUCAAAGAUAGUCGUGACAUGCUGACAUCUUUGAGUGCUCUGGAGCUUCUAUAUGAGUUGGUGGAGUCUCCUUAUAGUACUACAGUCCUCCUAAAGUCUACAUUGCUUCAACUAUUAAUUGACAUGAUCAGCAACUCCACCGUAGAUUCCGUUCUUCGGUCACGAGCGGCUUUGAUUAGUGGAAGGCUUCUUUCAUCAGCUGAUGCUUAUGCAGUGAUUGAUGAACCAAGUGUUACAACCCUUCUCUUGACCAUCAAUGAAAGACUGAAGCUCCUAGAUGAACAAAAUACAGAUGAAUCUGAGAGUGAAAUAGAAGCUUUAGGGCUAAUCGGAGCAACAAAUCAAGGAGCAAAUCUAUUACUUACGAGCACUCUGAAUGUAGCAAGACAUGUUAUAGACUUAUCCUUUGAUCGCCAAUGCAGAGGUAAACAGCUGGCUGCUUUACUUGCCCUUGGAAGUAUUUGUGGGGCCGAUCGGCUGGAAGACAAAAUUAUGCUGAAUAAUAGAGCAGAGGAGCAACUCAGGAGCUUGGUUUAUGCAGUGGCGGCAGAUAGUCCGAAACUGACCCCAUCUGGCCUGCUUCUCUCUGUCCUCCGACAAGAACCAGAAGUACGAAUAGCUGGUUACAGACUGACAGCCGCAAUGGUGGUGCGUCAAUGGUGUCUGCGAGAAGUUUGUUCGAAUCAGGAGAUUAUCUCUAUCGUGACCGAUCAAAAGAUUGAGGCGACAAAAAAUGGGAUGGAAAUGCGACAUGACUGUUGCGUGGCAAUCAGCAAGGCUCUAUCAACUUCUCCUUUGCUUUGUGACGCUACUAUUGCUGGAAUUGCAGAGAAGUUGCAGGAAGCUGUGAGAAGGGGCCCUUACCUUGCUAAAAAGCACACAGAAGAAGCUCAACCAAUUGUCGUCACUGCCGAGAGAUUUUGAGCUGGUCAUGUAUUUUACGACUGUUCUAUAGAUUACUUUUUUCGGAUUGAAAUGCACAGAACUAACUAGAUGAACUUCGAAUCAUUUGGAAACUGAAUGCUGGGCCUCGAAAGCUUCGAUUUUAUCAUUC